AUGAACACAUCGAGACCCGAGUUUUCACUAUGUUGUCAGAACGAUAACGUACAACUGCCUUAUAUGAAAAAUGCCCCACCUACUCUUUCCAAUUUGCUUUUCGGUACGGAUAGGCGGAGCAAACAUUUUCAGGACAAUAUUCGUUCUUACAACAUGAUGUUUGCUUUCACAUCACUUGGCGGAAAGGUCCAAACAUCUAUUAAUACGGGUGCUGGACCAUACACAUUUCUACUUCAAGGUCAGAAUUACCACCUAUUGGGUAGUAUGUUACCAGAGGAAGGUGCACGACCUAAAUUCGCACAGCUUUACAUCUUCGACACGGAGAAUGAAGUCCGCAAUAGAAUUGAUGCUGUCAGGUCUGGAAAUGGCUCGAACAACCUUGAUACUCAAAUUGUUGCAUCCUUGAAGGAUAUGAUCUACGAGAACAACGUCCUUGCUCAGUCUUAUAGAGCUGCCCGUGAUCGAUUUUCGAGAGAAGGUCUGCAAGGUGUUAAGCUAAAGCUGGUUAAGAGUCGUAGCACCGAUGGGAGGACUUACAAUCUCCCUAAUGCGAGUGAGAUUGCAGCGUUGAUAGUUGGAGAUUUUGACAUGCAAGAGGGUGUUAGAGACAUUGUGGUUGAGACUCAGUCCAAGAAGCUGCAACGCAUUAGUGAGUUGCACCCAUUGUACCUACCGUUCCAGUAUCCGCUCAUAUUUCCUUACGGGGAAGAUGGAUAUAGAGAAGAUAUUGGUUUGAGAGACUCUUUUCGAGUUAACAGUGGAAAACGAAAGAACUUAACCAUGCGAGAAUACUUUGCGUACCGUUUCCAAAAAAGAAGCAUCGACAGUCCAGUACUGCUGAAUUCAAAAAAGUUGUUCCAACAGCUUGGAGUGGACGCGUAUUCUAUGAUUGAGUCGCAAAUGUUGAAUUUUAUUAGGCACAACCAGGAUCAGUUGUGUGUGGACAUGUACAAAGGCAUUGAAGAACGUUUUUUCAAAGGGGACACUGAGGGAACAUCAGUUGGAAAGCGCAUAAUUCUGCCAGGUUCUUUCAUUCCCGGACUUCGGUACAUGUUCAACAAUUUUGUCGACGCACUUCAAAUUUGUAACUGGAUUGGUUUUCCAUCAUUGUUCAUAACUAUUACAUGCAAUCCACAAUGGCCUGAAAUACAAAGGGUCCUCAAUGACACAAGUCUCAGACCGGAGGAUCGCCCUGAUAUUCUAUGUCGCGUAUUCAAAAUGAAGUUGGAUAGUUUGAUGACGGAUUUCAAGAAGGGACAUAUAUUCGGACGAAUCAGAGCACGUAAGUCAUGA
Erythranthe guttata (spotted monkey flower) is the source of this 1293-nucleotide messenger RNA. The record is from RefSeq and is a predicted model, not a curated record. Lineage: Eukaryota; Viridiplantae; Streptophyta; Magnoliopsida; Lamiales; Phrymaceae.